Cladophialophora immunda is the source of this 1926-nucleotide messenger RNA. RefSeq lists its product as uncharacterized. The record is from RefSeq and is a predicted model, not a curated record. Gene Ontology annotation, molecular function: oxidoreductase activity, acting on the CH-CH group of donors. Lineage: Eukaryota; Fungi; Ascomycota; Eurotiomycetes; Chaetothyriales; Herpotrichiellaceae. The transcript has 3 exons. The coding region runs from base 1 to 1926 and encodes 641 amino acids.
AUGUCUCCUCUCAAGCCUUCCACCGUAGACAGUGGCUUUGUCUUAGCUCCGCCUGCUCUGGAGAAUCCUUUCACGUCGGACGAGUCGUAUAAACGGGUUCUCGAAUGGUACCUCCCACCGCAUGUCCUCGAGGUCGUCAAUCAUCGUCUCACCAAGUUUGCGGAGGAGGCCAUCUCACCAGAGAUCAAUGAAUUGAUAUCAAACGCCGAGUCGCAGCAGCCAUACGUCAAGACUCAUAAUGUGUGGGGUGCUCGUUACCCAUAUGAUCGGUUGGUCACCAGCCACGGGUGGAAGGAAUUGGGAAAAUGGGGGUCGAAAAAUGGAGUGAUAGCACUCGGCUACGAAGAAGAAUUCAAAGAGUAUCGGAGGCUCGUCCAACAUGCAUUUAACUAUACGUUCUCUGCCUCGUCCGCGGUAUACUCAUGCCCAGUUUCAAUGACUAGCGGAGCUGCACGGCUCGUGUCGAAACAGUUGAGCUCAGUGCCUGCCGAUCAUCCGUUUCACGAGAUUUAUCGUCUACUCAUCGCGCGAGAAGGGAAUUGGAUCUCGUCUCAGUGGAUGACCGAGAGACCAGGUGGCAGCGAUGUGCAGAACUCUGAGACCGUCGCCGUGUAUUCUCCGCUGCCCAACAAGACAGGGCGCUACGGGAGCAUUGAAGAAGGAGACUACCUUGUGUCCGGGUUCAAGUUCUUUUCCUCUGCUACCGACUGCGACAUGGCUCUUAUUCUCGCCAAAACAGAAUCCGGUCAGCUCAGUCUCUUUGUCGCGCCAACCAGAAGGACUGUGGAUAUAGACGGGAAAAGACAGCAGGUCACAAACGGUGUCCGCAUUCAUCGUCUCAAGAACAAAAUGGGCACCAAAGAACUUCCGACGGCCGAAUUGGAACUCAACAACGUGAGAGCACAUCUUAUCGGUCCCUUAGACCGCGGAAUCGCUACCAUCGCACUUCUUCUGAAUGUCACCAGAACCCACAAUUUUAUUACCGCCCUGUCCUGCUGGCGUCGGGGCAUGGCUAUCGCGAAAAGCUUCGCCAAAAUCCGAACCACGAUCGAUCAGCCGUUGUGGACGUUUCCUAUGCACCUCCGAAUGCUGGCGAACAUGGAAGUGAAGCACCGAGGCGCUCUCCAACUAGCAUUCUUCACCACCGCACUGCUGAGUUUCGCUGACAAUGGGUUCCCACCUGAGCAUAUUCAACGAAAGGGCUACGUGCCCCUGCCAUCUCCCGGGGAGCAGACCGAGAUCAUCCUGAGGACUCUGACUGCGACGGCCAAGGCUGUGAUCUGCAAGACUGGCACCCUUUCGCUGCAGGAAUGUCAGGAGGCCAUGGGCGGCGUCGGAUAUAUGGAUGAGCCCGACGAGCCGGAGUUCAAUAUCUCGCGCCUCAUGCGUGACACAGCAGCUAACAUGACAUGGGAGGGCACCACCAACGUGUUGAGCAGUGAGGUGGUCAGGCAUCUUCUGAACAAGAACGGACGACAUCUAUCUGCUUUCGGCGCUUGGAUGGACAAGGCGAUUUCGCGAGUUGAAGAUGCCGAGCUGAGAAGGAGGCUCGGCCGGGCUUGGAGCGAAUAUUUCCAGAUCCUGGACGGAAAGCGUGAUGACUUGGUCUCUGCUCUCGCCAUGGGCCGGCAGUUGAUGUUCACCCUCGCGUGGCUUGUGGCGGGCGUGUUGCUUGCGCUUGACGCAACAAGAGACGCGAAUCCGACCGCAAUGGAGAUCGCGCGACGCUGGAUCCUCGAAGGCGAAGGAAACAUAGGCGAUUUCCAUCUUUCGAACGUGGUCAAAGCGUCGGAGCGUGAGUUGGCGGUCAGUGAUAGGGACAAGAUCAACUGGGACUGCCGAAUAGUCUGGGAAGUCGACCUGCCUGAAGGUUCUGCGAUAGGCUAUCGGGCACAAGAUAGAUAUACAUCGCGCCCUAAACUUUAG